AUGAAUGUGAACAUCACAAGAGAAUAUCUUGAGAAAUUUGGUUUUGAGAUUCAUAGAAUGGAAAGUCGAUUUGAACCCCAAAAAUAUAUCACAUUCUUGGAAAACAGAAUAAAUUCUGAGAGAAUGAUUAUUGAAUUGACCGAGGAGAAGAAAGACAUUAUCUAUGAAGAAUUGCAUUAUGCUGUAUCGGGACAAAGUGAUAACAUAUCCAACAUAAAAUUGACCGGGCCGGGCCAAUGCAUGACUUCUAGCAAAUUCAUGAAUGUUUUUACCAUCAUUGGACAAAAACAGUGCAUUCGAAAAUGUUUACAGAAUCGCCAGUGCAAGUCUGUGAACUAUCGAAAGAGACAGCUCGAUUGUGAACUAAUUGCAGAAAAACAUGGUGAAUCGGGAACCUCUCUAGUUCUGGACUCAGAGUGUGACUAUAUUGAAAUGGAAAAUCAACCACAGGAGCUUGCUGGAUCUUGCAAUUCAACAUCGUGUAAAGAGGAGUGCGUGGCUCUGAGUAGCGGAAAACCAUUCUGCAUAAAUGACAAAUGUCCUACAUCAUGGCAGAUAAACGGAGAGAAGAAAUAUUGUUUUGUGUACAAUUCUCUUAAGUGGCAGGCUGCCAAGGAUAGUUGCAUUUGGAUGGGAGCACAUCUUCUGGCAAUAGAAAAUGAGACUGAACAAACCUGGAGUAAAAGCAAAAGCUUUGGGAAUAAAUGGUGGAUUGGGGGAACAGAUGAAGAGUCCGAGGGCACGUUUUACUGGGAACAUUCUAACAGCACAUUGAAUUACACAAACUGGAAUAGAAAUGAUCCUAACGGGGGGUCAAGUGAAAAUUGCAUCGUAAUGGUUUCUGGGGGUGUUUGGAAUGAUGAAAAUUGUGAUGAUUAUCUUUACUAUAUUUGUGAAAGAAAAAAAUUAAUAAUAUACAUGUACAUGUAAGAGACUUUUCGAUGAAUGUUAUACAUGUAACUUCAUAGCAUUAAAUGGCAAUUCUG
This is a messenger RNA of Saccostrea cuccullata (small rock oyster), 986 nucleotides long. RefSeq names its product macrophage mannose receptor 1-like. The record is from RefSeq and is a predicted model, not a curated record. Gene Ontology annotation, molecular function: signaling receptor activity. The transcript has 6 exons. Bases 1 to 930 code for a protein of 309 amino acids. Lineage: Eukaryota; Metazoa; Mollusca; Bivalvia; Ostreida; Ostreidae.